Molecule: messenger RNA, 134 nt
Organism: Racocetra persica
Lineage: Eukaryota; Fungi; Glomeromycota; Glomeromycetes; Diversisporales; Gigasporaceae
Source: the annotation of a GenBank genome assembly
AACCAAGGAAUAUCGCAAACAAUAGAAUCAGAUCUUUUCGAUCCUGAAAUUUCUUUGAAUCAAUCAGAUUAUUCUGAACAAACUUCUUUUCUUUCAUCUUAUUUUCAACCUAUUGAAUUAAAAUUUGAGGAUAU